Messenger RNA from Orbicella faveolata, 1212 nucleotides. RefSeq lists its product as uncharacterized. Lineage: Eukaryota; Metazoa; Cnidaria; Anthozoa; Scleractinia; Merulinidae. The record is from RefSeq and is a predicted model, not a curated record.
UUACCAUGGAAACGGUGUGAGAUCCUUCGUCAACUUUUAAUUGCUGCAUGUUAUGAAUAGUCCCACAAUAUUCCAAACUUCUUUUUAGUUUUCAGAACGAAGUGGUGAUUCCCUUAAUGCUGAUACAAUGAGCGAAACACAGCUUUCUUCCUCUAUGAAGGAGAAAGAUCAAAACGGCGGAGAAGAGCAAGAAGUGGUGGAAGAAGAACCAAUAGCUGGUGAAGAAGAUGAUGGCUUCGAUGAUACACAAGCCACUGCCGAGAAAGAAGGAAGAAAGAAUGCAGAGAAAACAGGUGGAAGAAACAGAAAUACACAUGAAUUAGACAAGAGAAGUAAGGAAUCCUCCAAGCCUGCUAGUUCCAGGACUUCAACUCACCUUGACAAAAAGUCACAGCACAUGUUGGCUGAGUUACGCAGACUGAAGAGGCAGAUGACUGAAUUUCAACGGUCAAUAGAUAGACCUCCACAGAAGGAAUUUACUCCUGAUAUUUUUAACAGCCUCUCGCCUUAUUACAACCGGUAUAUGGUAAAUAGCACAAUCCAAGAUCUACAGCAGCAGGAAGAAGUAGAGUGUUACAGAGGAUAUGGUCACAGACCUACAGCACUUGGAGUAGUAGAUCCAGAGGUCUCAUGGAAACUUGAUAAUUUUCCAAAUCCAGUCCCACAGUCAAGACUGCCUGGAAGGCUUUUCCUCUCAGCAGAAUGGAGUAGAAAUUUAUCACGGUCAAGUGACAAGGAAGGUAGUACCAGGCUCCCUCCUCUACCAAUGCCAAAUUUUCCAAAGUUCAACCAAUCACAUUAUCAACCACACAGGAUGACGUAUGACCAGGUGGCCAACUUCAGGAGUGACCUUAAUGACACUUACGAAGUUCUCGCCGAGAAGCAAGCAAAGGCAGAUUAUGAAAGAACACUCCAGGACUGGAAUCGAAUGAACUUGUCUGAACUGAAGAAACUUCCUCCCAACCCACGAUACCACAUCAAGAAAGCUAUCGUGUCUUAUCUCGGAACAUCCCGAGGGUCAAGCAGGGCUCUCAAACCGCUGACUAAAGAACUGAACGCUACCACUCCAACACCAAUUUCGCAACCGUAAAAGUUUAUCGAAGCCUUUAUUGCGUGUUAAAAUGAGCUUCACUCUUUCAGUCAGGGUAACAGGUACCAGCUAAAGCCCAAUUCUGGUCUUCCAUAUAAAAAGGACUCCUAUAUAAAUAGGAC